UAAGCUUUUACAACAACACUUGUUCGUCUAAUAAUGGCAUCUGCGUUCAUUUCCUUCUCUACUUGUGUGCGAAUCUCUCUCUGAAUUGCCUAAACCAUUUCCUUUUGUUGUAUUCCACCAUUGAACUGAAGGAAAUCUAGGGCUUUUCUUCCUACUCUACUCUACUCUACACUGCUAGAAUUGGAGCUCUUACAGAAAUGGAGGCCGCGGCCGCCACGAGAGGUGUUCCUCUGCCAACCAUGAUGACUCCUGCACAGCCUUCACGUAAAGAGUGGCGCAUUGUCUCGGAGCAGAAUGCUCGUAACAACAAUGACAACGAGGAUUUGAUGCGUUCAAAAAUAGGGCAAUCGAACGAGAGGACGACAUUUGAGGUGCACCAAGGUAGAGAACCGGCAGAUGUUGACUUCUGUUCCAUCACUAUAGAUGGACACUCAGAUGGAGAUAUUCUGCAGCAGAGGUUUCGCAAGGCUACCAGACAAAGGGAGGAGCUACAACACAUGGAGAUAGAACUUCGAGCUCAAAUAAUCGCAAGAGAAGACAUAGCGGAGAUGCAGAACAGUUUUGAUGCGCAUCUUAAAGAUCAGGCCAAUUCUAACGUGAAGCUCCAGGAAAAAGUUUAUGAAAUGGAGCAGACAAUACAUGGACUAGAAAGAAAGAUGGAAGAGAAAGAGAGAGAGCUGCGAGCAAUCAAAUUAGACAAUGAAGCAGCAUGGGCGAAGGAAGAUCUUCUUAUAGAACAGAGCAAUGAGUUGAAAAAUUUUAGAAGGGAGCAUGAUAAUACUGAAGCUGAAAGAACCCAGCACCUGAAGCAGAUUCAUGAACUUCAAGAACAUCUUCAAGAUAAAGAAAGGCAAUUCCUUGAAUUGCAGGAACAGAAUAGGGUUGUGCAUGAAACCAUCCUUUUUAAGGAUGAGCAACUGAAGGAUGCUCAAUCUUGGAUUGCACGUGUGCAGGAGAUGGACGUUUUCCAAUCACAUCAGUCAUUACAGGCUGAGAUUCGAGAGCGUACUGACCAAUACAACCAACUUUUCCUUGCCUAUCAACAACAGUUUGCUGAGAUGGAAAGAAUCCAUCUGCAUACAAUACAACAGCAUCAGCUUGAAAUUGCUGAUGCAAGAGACAGGGCGGGGUUUUAUUCUGAUGAAACUCAUUUACCAAAGGAUUCUUCUCAAGUUGGACAGAGCAAUGGAAGCCAGAUGAAUGUGAAUGGAAGCACCAAACGUACAAAUUCUGGAGCCCUUUCAAAUGGAAAUGCAGAAAGUAUUUCAUCUGAAAAUUUAAGAAAUGAGGUUGAUCAUGCUCAUGGUAUUGCAAUACCACCAUCAUCCCUAGUAGGAAUGCCUACCUACCUUUCACCUGGGCAGAUUGCAGCUUUUCAUCCAUUCCUUGUGCAUCAACAAAGUCUCCACUCCGUUCCUCCUCAUGUUGCUCAGUCCCACUAUGCCAAUUUCCACACUUUCCCAGCUGCAUCAUCCCUUCAGCACUGGCCGAACCAGCAAGUAUUGAAAGUUGUGACGGAUGCGUCACCUGCUGAUCAAGAAUAUCCUUCUUCCCAGAAUGGACAUAACAUUUUGGAAUCAGACACGAUUUUCAAAUAUGACGAGUCUGUAAAUGGACCAGCUAUUGGUUUAGUUACUCUGGUUGACCAUUCUUGCGAAGUGCCUGAACAUAUCUCUGUGAUAAAAUCGUCAGCUGAGGUUCAACCUGUUGAUAAGGCACAUUCGGUAUCCCCACAACCUCAACAGAGUAUACAACACGUUCCUUCCCAGUUUGAUAGUUCUCUGAGGUUAAACUCUCUUCCUGGAUAUGAACCAAAGGAAACAGAGAAAACAAGUUAUUCCGCCAGUGAGCCAUCUGCUGCAGACUGUGCUACUUCUACUACCAGUGAACCUCUGCCACUAUAUGAGGCUACUAGAAAUCUUUUGAGCUUGGAUGAGAUGGGAAUGAAGGCAACAGGUGCCGCAGUUCCUUCUGAAGUCCCUCUGCUGGAUGAAAGAUCAUUGUUGGCCUGCAUAGCUCGCACAAUUCCACCUGGAUCUGGUAGCACAAUCAGGAUUAGCUCUACGCUCCCGAAUAGGCUUGGCAAAAUGCUUGCACCUCUACAUUGGCAUGAUUACAAGAAGAAGUACGGAAAACUUGAAGACUUUGUGUCUAGUCAUGCUGAACUGUUUGUAAUUGAAGGAGACUAUAUACAAGUUCGAGAGGGAGCUAAAGAAAUUAUAGCAGCGGCUGCAGCUAUUGCUAAAGUUGUAGCAGCCACUAACAAAACACUGUUGGCCCCUAACUCGUCUCCAUCUGUUGCUGUCACUCCCAUGUCACAGUCCCAUCGAACAACAAAGAGAACACCUCCUCCUCCUCCAUCUAUCGACACCUCCACUUAUGGUGGUUAUUUUAAUGCUGGAGGCGUACCGAAAGUGAAGAUUUUGAGCAAGCCUAUAGAUUCUAGAGUGAUGAAAGCUACUGAGAUAUCUAAUCCUCUCUCCAAGGGACAACAACAAGCUCAUGUGGGGAGACCUCAGGCCAGUUUUUUUAUCCCCACCACCUACAGGACAGUUGGAGGUGCAACCACUUUUAGAAAAUGAUCUAACCAACCCCUCCUUCUCCCUCUGUUUACAAGAAAUUAUGAAGAGUGUGCAGCAGAUUGAACGUUUUGCUUCAGUUUUUGUCUCAUGGACUCCCUCCCCUAAUUAAUUUGCCUGCCUCUUCUUUGAUCAUCAAUCUAGAUAAGAUAGAUAGAUCCCUUCUAGAAUAUUUAUGAUAUUAUUUUUAUGUAUCUUGAGAUAUUUUAGUUAUUAAUUUUAAUAAGACCUUUUGGAUGGAUAUUCAUUUCAAAGUCAUAUUCAUAUCGAUUGCCA
Impatiens glandulifera is the source of this 2855-nucleotide messenger RNA. RefSeq lists its product as uncharacterized. The coding region runs from base 198 to 2582 and encodes 794 amino acids. The transcript is spliced from 16 exons. The record is from RefSeq and is a predicted model, not a curated record. Lineage: Eukaryota; Viridiplantae; Streptophyta; Magnoliopsida; Ericales; Balsaminaceae.